ACUGUUGAGGCUUCCAUUACUGGCAUUGAGAGAAAACUUCCGAGGCCUUGGAAGAGCACUCUGUCUUCAGACGCUCCGUGGAUCAGAGCAGAUCAGCACAGUAUGGCACCAAACGACGAGCUCCAUGGACCAGCGGGGGGCGUACCACUGGGCGGGCAGGUUAUGAGCGUGAUAGUCUCACUUGCUGCGGUCACUGUCCUGACACUCUUCCUCACAAAACGAUUCCUGGUGAUCCGAACUUGGCGCAGACUACCAUUCGUGGUAUGGUUGGUGUUCGCAAUCUACGUCGACUCGUAUGCCUUCGUUGUCGCAACAGCCAUCAUCCAGCAUGCACUGGGGGUGAACUCCAAUAUCCUCAUCUGUCGAGGAGCCAUCCUGCUUUGCUUGGCGUGCUAUGUGACCACAAAGAUACUCAUCUACCUUUUCCUCGUGGAGAAAGCUUAUAUCAUUCGCGGGACCACUAAGCCUCGCAUGCGAUCCCGACUGUACCUGUUCAACUCUUUUGGCAUGAUCAGUGUGUACAUUGUGGUGGUCACCAUGAACUUCAUCUUCCGCAUAACACGUAUGGAUGAGAACGGACAGUGUAUCAUUGGCAUGGAAAAGCUUGCCAUGAUCCCGCUCAUCACCUUUGACGCCAUUGUCAAUGUGUAUCUGACGAUCAUCUUCCUCAUCCCCCUGAAGAACCUCUACACCUUCAAGAACAUGCCGCGCACGGCGGCCAACCUGCGCCUUCGUACCGUGGCGUUCCGUACCUUCUUUGGUGCCGCUAGUACGCUUCUAAGCAGCAUCACCAACCUGACUGUCCUCAUGGUCCUCAAUGGUGAACCAGGAUGGGUCUGUCUCAUGCUCUGCAACUGCGAUAUCCUGUUCUCGGCCAUGGUCAUCCAAUGGGUCACAUCAAAGGACAACGCCGGGACAUCGGGCCACGACUCGCUCACCGCCGACAACAGCGCUGCGCGAAGGGGACGGAUCGUCGACGCAGUCCGGCGCACGGGCUUUGCAUCAGAGACGAUAUGCGCCCGAUGCACACCACCCUCGUCACCGGCUGAGAUCGCCCUCGUGCCCUCGGUGGCCACCACGUACAGCAAGGAUUCGUCCGACAUGGCCGACUUGAAACUCGAGAACCAUGUUUUGAUCACCACGACGAUUCAGCGAGAGAGCAGACCAAACGACGAGGGUCCGUGUCAGCGUCUGAGCAGCAUGAGCGAGGAUCAUGGCCUGCCAAGGCAUCAUCACUUUGACAAUGACGCAGUUGGCGCCGACAGCGUCGCGCGAGAUGCGCCUGGAUAUCGCGGGUCAAGAAGGAUGAGCUGCGGUCCUCAAGGCUCAGACGGAUACGUGACUUCUAGAACGAUGAUUACAGGAGGGCAACAUGGCAAUGACCAAGGAGAGUCUCCUUGCUGAACUUCGUGGAGGCAUCACAAGCAGGUUCCAGUGUAGCAAUAGUUCACUUACGCAUGGACAUAAUCGCAAAUUUCAAACGACAGCAGAUGUCCAGCCAGGCAUUAUUUCA
This is a messenger RNA of Emericellopsis atlantica, 1513 nucleotides long. RefSeq lists its product as uncharacterized. The record is from RefSeq and is a predicted model, not a curated record. The transcript is spliced from 10 exons. The coding region runs from base 103 to 1404 and encodes 433 amino acids. Lineage: Eukaryota; Fungi; Ascomycota; Sordariomycetes; Hypocreales; Bionectriaceae.